AUGAAAGUACUAGGGAAACAAAAUGAGUCGGAAAAACGAAGUGUCAGGGAAUUGAUUAUCAGAACUUAUGAGUAUAAAUAUACCUUUUCAAAAGAGCAAAAAGAUUUUUUUCUUUACUAG
This is a messenger RNA of Dentiscutata erythropus, 120 nucleotides long. Lineage: Eukaryota; Fungi; Glomeromycota; Glomeromycetes; Diversisporales; Gigasporaceae. The record is from the annotation of a GenBank genome assembly.